UACCGAAGCUCUUCAGUCCAUCGAUGAAGUAGAACUUGACGAUGUAAUUGAAAAUGUCAUUGAUGCCGUUGAAAAACAGCCUUUGUCAUCUAAUAUGAUUGAACAAUCUACCGUGGAAGCAGCCAUCCAAGAAUGUAGCCAGGCAUCAGAUGAAACUAUAGAAAAUGUUUUCAACAUUAUUGGAGCCUUUGAUAUUCCACGUUAUAUUUAUAAUUCAGAAAGAAAGAAGUUUCUACCUCUGUCAAUGACCAACUUUCCUGUACCAAAUUUAUUUGGAACUGCCAGAGAUAAAGCGGAGUUGUUUCGUGAACGCUACUGCAUCUUACAGCAGAGGACUCAUAGGCAUGAGUUGUUUACUCCUUCAGCAGUUGUUGCUCAUCCUGAUGAUAGUAGGAGCAAAUUCCAGCUUAAAACAAUAGAAACUCUAUUGGGCAAUACAGCUAAAGUGGGAGAAGUGAUUGUGCUUGGGAUGAUAACUCAGCUCAAGGAGGGGAAAUUUUUCCUAGAAGACCCUACAGGAGUCGUCCAGCUAGACCUUAGUAAAGCACAGUUCCACAGUGGUUUAUAUACUGAAUCAUGCUUUGUUUUGGCAGAAGGUUGGUAUGAAGAUGAAGUUUUUCAUGUGAAUGCUUUUGGAUUUCCGCCUACUGAGCCUUCUGCUACCACUAGAGCCUUCUAUGGGAAUGUAAACUUCUUUGGAGGGCCUUCUUCAGCUUCAGUAAAGGCUUCUGCAAAACUAAAGCAGCUGGAGGAUGAAAAUGAAGAUGCCAUGUUUGUAUUUCUUUCUGAUGUAUGGCUGGACCAAGCAGAAGUACUGGAAAAGCUUCACACAAUGUUUUUGGGUUAUUCCUCUGCACCUCCAACCUGCUUUUUCUUUUGUGGAAAUUUUUCAUCUGCACCAUAUGGAAAAAAUCAGAUUCAGUCACUGAAAGGUUCUUUGAAGGCUCUUGCAGAUAUUAUUUGUGAAUAUCCCAGCAUUCAUAAAAGUCGAUUUGUGUUUGUUCCUGGCCCUGAAGACCCUGGUCCUGGUUCAAUUUUACCAAGACCUCCCCUGGCUGAAAAUAUUACUGAGGAAUUCAGACAGCUGGUGCCAUUUUCAGUUUUCACCACAAAUCCUUGCAGGAUUCAAUAUUGCACCCAAGAGAUAAUUAUCUUUCGUGAAGAUUUGGUAAACAAAAUGUGCAGAAACUGUGUCCGCUUCCCUAGCAGCAACAUGGAUAUUCCCAACCAUUUUGUAAAGACUAUAUUAUCACAAGGACACCUGACGCCACUUCCGCUGUACGUUAGCCCUGUGUACUGGGCCUACGACUACUCCCUGAGGGUGUAUCCUGUGCCAGAUAUGCUCGUCAUUGCAGAUAAAUACGACCCGUUCACUGUCACCAACACUGACUGUCUUUGCAUAAAUCCUGGUUCAUUUCCAAGAAGUGGAUUUUCAUUCAAGGUAUUCUACCCCUCCAACAAGACAGUUGAAGACAGCAAGCUUCAGGGUCUCUGAAUUUCUGCGGGACUGCAAAAAGGGAGUGAGCCUUUGUAAAGCCAACUAGCACUCAGUUGAGAUGGAUUGAUUUUUAUGAUGUAUCAUGGACUGUUUAUAAUAAACGUCAAAGCCAAAAAUGGUGUAUUUUGUACACAAAUGAACUUUCACAGGAAAC
Messenger RNA from Pygoscelis adeliae (Adelie penguin), 1652 nucleotides. RefSeq names its product polymerase (DNA directed), epsilon 2, accessory subunit (gene POLE2). Gene Ontology annotation, molecular function: DNA binding. The record is from RefSeq and is a predicted model, not a curated record. Gene Ontology annotation, biological process: DNA-templated DNA replication; error-prone translesion synthesis. NCBI's taxonomy places the organism in Eukaryota, Metazoa, Chordata, Aves, Sphenisciformes, Spheniscidae. The coding region runs from base 95 to 1495 and encodes 466 amino acids. The transcript has 18 exons. Gene Ontology annotation, cellular component: epsilon DNA polymerase complex.